AUGAUGAUGGUGAUAGCUCUCAUCGGAGGGCUCCAGUACGGGCUGUGGCUAAUGAUGGACUCGUCUGGCUGGACGGAAAACAUGGAACCAGUGACGUCACUGGUCAUUACAGCCGUGGUCAUUAUAUGUCCGGUCAUAUUCAAUCUGGUGGUCAAGUUGGAGCAUUAUUCAUCUCGCACGUCACUAUACGUAUGUCUGGUCCGUACGUGUGUGUUGCACGUGUCUACUACACUGAUGCUGAUGCUGUACUGGACCAGAGGUGACCGAGAGUGUUGGGAGACCCGCGUCGGUCAGGAGAGUUAUCGUCUCAUCAUACUCGAUGCGUUCGUCUCCUUAAUAUUACUGCCCUUGGUGGAAGUCGCUAGAGGCCUUAUGUACAAAUGUAAGCUGACCGCGGCCCCUCAGUUUGACAUUUCGUCUAACUCAGUGUCGUUGAUGUAUAACCAAUGUGUGUUAUGGUUCGGGCUGGUGUUCAGUCCGCUGCUAGUAGUAUCGGUGACUAUCAAGUAUCUCCUGCUGUUCUACAUCAAGAAGGAAACAGCGCUAAGAACGUGUUAUACGGGACGGAAGAUGUUCCGCGCGGCUCAAACCCAGACGGUGCUAGUAUCCCUGGUGUCCGUGUCUCUGUUCGGCUCAUUAUUCUCUCUGGGCUCACUAUUCCUGACCCGCGGCUCACACUGCGGUCCACUCGUGAGCUAUGAGCCGGUGUCCUCUCUCCUCGGAAUAGUACUAGGAUUGGAUCGAUAUAGAGUACUUAGAAACAUAUUGAACUUCGUAACCAGACCUGGAUGCAUCGCUUUUGUAUUGCUGGCGCUGUGCGCCUGUGUGUAUAUAAUGCGAGCCAAGUCGUUAGCUCGUGCGUCGAGCGCGGAGGUGUUGAGACGACUAAGACGCUUACACGCCAAAGAUAAAGAGUUCCUGCUUAAAGCGAUACAGAAGGUAGCCGAUGGAGAGUGGUUAUACAGUCCUAAGUCCGAGUGUGUUGAAGACAGUCACACGUGGAGAUAUCUACACGAAGUAAGGAAACCUUCCAACGCUGGCUACCACUUCGACGCUUCACGACUAAGUCACUCAUUCGCUGAGCGACCAAGAUCUUUACACGACAACCGACCCAAUUCAUAUCACACUGAAAGACGAAAUUCCAAUGACGGAGACACUGAUAGGUCAUUUAGCUGGCAAGGAUCUAGUACCUAUCUGAAUAAGGAAAAGAAUAAUUUAUAA
This is a messenger RNA of Danaus chrysippus (African queen), 1221 nucleotides long. Lineage: Eukaryota; Metazoa; Arthropoda; Insecta; Lepidoptera; Nymphalidae. The record is from the annotation of a GenBank genome assembly.